Molecule: messenger RNA, 3502 nt
Organism: Acanthoscelides obtectus
Lineage: Eukaryota; Metazoa; Arthropoda; Insecta; Coleoptera; Chrysomelidae
Source: the annotation of a GenBank genome assembly
CUCUGUAUACGAGUUACCUGUCAUAAAGCUGACAUAAGCGUCUAGCGUCACUUCACUUUCAUUCCCCGUCCGCCAUCUUUCUUUCCUAUUUUCGUAUGAAAAGCUAGGAAGACGCACAGAGAAUUUCUGCAUACACCCAAAGUCGAAGUUUAUUUGUGAUACAGUUAUCAAUCCCUUUUUUCCAAGAUGCCGUUUGGAAAGGACGGAGACGGAGGGGGCCCCAUGAGAGUUCGAGGCAGUUACAGUGGAGGGAAUCGAAGCAGUUUUGGAGGAGGCAGCAGUGGUGGGGGCAGUAGAGGUGGAGGCCGUGGAGGUGGCAGCAGAGGAGGCGGUAGAGACAGUGGCGGUGGUAGAGGAGGAUUCCGUGAUGGAAAAGGAGGUGGCAGUGGUGGCAGUAGAUUCGGAGGAGGCGGCGGUGGUGGAGGAGGUGGUCGAUUCGGAGGAGGAGGAGGUGGUGGUGGCAGAGAUGGAGGUCGAUUUGGAGGCAGAGGUGGAGGCCGACAAGGAGACCGACUCUACAAACCACAGUGGAGCACCAAGACCUUACAACCAUUCAAAAAGGACUUCUAUGUACCACAUCCGGCUGUGGCAAACCGAUCUACAUUUGAAGUUGACCAGUAUCGCAAAGCAAAGGAGAUUACUGUAGAUGGACCUGCUCCCAAUCCCAUCCAAAAUUUUGACGAGGCAUCUUUUCCUGACCAUGUGAUGGAAGAAAUCAAGAGGCAAGGUUAUGAUCAGCCUACAGCUAUCCAGGCACAGGGAUGGCCAAUUGCCUUGAGUGGUCGUGACAUGGUAGGGAUUGCCCAAACUGGAUCUGGAAAGACUCUAGCCUACAUCUUGCCAGCUAUAGUGCACAUUAACAACCAACCACCUAUAAACAGAGGUGAAGGCCCUAUCGCACUGGUAUUGGCCCCAACAAGAGAGUUAGCUCAGCAGAUUCAACAAGUUGCUACAGAGUUUGGACACUCCACAUAUGUAAGGAACACCUGCGUGUUUGGUGGAGCACCUAAAGGACCCCAAGCAAGAGAUUUAGAGCGAGGUGUUGAAAUCUGCAUCGCCACACCAGGAAGGUUGAUUGACUUCUUGGAGAAGGGUACAACUAACCUGGAACGUUGCACCUACCUCGUAUUGGAUGAAGCUGAUAGAAUGCUUGACAUGGGUUUUGAGCCUCAAAUAAGGAAGAUUAUUGAACAGAUUAGACCAGACAGGCAGACAUUGAUGUGGUCUGCUACUUGGCCCAAAGAAGUGAGGAAGUUAGCAGCUGAUUUUAUGAAGGACUACAUUACCAUCAAUAUUGGAUCACUGCAGUUGUCUGCCAAUCAUAAUAUUUUACAGAUUGUUGACGUAUGUCAGGAGCAUGAGAAAGAGUACAAACUUAACCAGUUGCUGAAUGAAAUAGGCAACAGUGCAGAGGCAGGCUCCAAAGUGAUUAUAUUCGUAGAAACUAAAAAGAAGGUCGAAGCGAUUACAAGGGCGAUUAGACGAUUUGGUUGGCCUGCAGUGUGCAUGCAUGGUGAUAAGAGCCAACAAGAGAGAGAUUACGUCCUAAGUGAAUUUAGGACAGGCAAUUCAUCUAUUCUAGUGGCUACAGAUGUUGCUGCAAGAGGAUUAGAGGCACAUGCAGGAUGAGCGUACGUAGUAUAAACACGAUUGCGAGUUUGCUACUGAUACGCCUUAGUUGUGUUCUUAACAAAAAAAAAGACUUGGAAUGCAAUUCUGUGUCUUGCGGUGCCUCUCGUGGAAGACCGAUGAUGGAAGAUUAGAACUUGGCACUCCUAUAAAACAACAUAUGUUGUUUAAUAAGUUGUCCUUCUCUUACUCUUUACAAUAUCCUAUUUUGUUUUUUACCAUCCUUAAGUCUCCCUGUCAUUCUCUCACUUCAUUCUGUAAAAUUCAAACACUUCAAUGAAAGUUACAUGAAAACUAUAGUAAUCUUAAAUUCCACUGUCAAAGUAAAUUUCUUGGCUCACGUCUCGGUCCGUACUGUUUUUCUGAUACUCUGGGCCUAUUAAUUCAACAGAGCAGUGGUCAAAUGAUGGAGUGGAGUAGUUUGAAUUCAUUCAACAGUAUAUAUCUAUUCCUGUUGCCUGGGUUAUCCCGACCCAUAGCCUCAACCAUUCAUUAAUAUUAAAAAUGUUUAUGUCAGGAGCAAGGGUUGCAGAUGACAUUAUUGCAGUCAUAUGAUUGUCCUUAUAUCCGUUACAUUUUUUGCAAACUUCCUCAGCUUACAUUUGUAUCAUGACUCCAAAAAAAAAAAUGUAGCUCGGCCUUAUGCGUGUUAUACAUGCAUUCAGUAGCAUCAUCGUGGGAUGAUUUGAUCAAAAACUCGCUUAACAUAACCUUGAGCUGUGCCGAGCUGCAGAGAGAAGGUGGUGCCAUAGAAAGUGAAGGUCUUCCUGUCGGUCCAGUCUGCAGUGUGUUCAAAUGCAAUAUAAUAAAAUGCCGUAUGCCGAAAUUGACGCAUAUCGAGAAACGCUGCAGAAGCCACACAAAAACUCAUACCUUACUAUCACAUUGCUACUAUAGCGAUAAACUAUUACUGUACAUACAGCUCUCGACGUCACCUGGAUAUCUGUCUUAAGAGAAAAAUAACCCUACACAUGACGUGGAAGGUAUUAAGUAUGUAGUCAACUAUGAUUAUCCGAAUUCGUCUGAGGAUUACAUACAUAGAAUCGGUAGAACUGCUAGGUCCGAGUCUACCGGCACCUCAUAUGCAUUCUUUACGCCGUCCAAUUCGAGGCAAGCUAGAGAUUUGAUUUCAGUCCUGAGUGAAGCCAACCAGGUGGUAAAUCCAAAAUUAGCCGAAAUAGCGAACAGACCGCAUGCCUUUGGCAAAGGAGGCGGUCGCGGUUUCGGUGGCGGCGGUGGAGGCGGUAGAUUUGGAGGAGGAGGCGGCAGCGGAGGUCGCGGUGGUGACAGGAGAAGUGGUGGCGGCAUGGGAGGAGGUAGAGGAGGAAGUGGUGGUGGAGGCCGUGGAGGCGGCGGUGGCAGUAGAGGAGGAGCCGGUGGCGGUGGAUUCCGCUCUCGCGACCAAAGUUCUUCGAGGCCGAGCUCGCGCUUCGGUCCUCCAGUUGGAGGAGGCGGUGGAGGAGCCAGUGGCGCCGGUGGAGGAGGUUUCAGGCAAUCGAAUGGAUACGGUGGCGGUAGAGGUGGUGCAGGAGGAGGAGGUAAAGAAUAGAUCAUUCAGGAUAAAAAAUAAGCAGGCAGCUGGGAUAAAGCACUGAUAGGUUAUUGAAGAGCCACGGAGCACGAAUCUUGAUUUUCAGUAUUUAUUGUAAUUAUUCUUAUAUAAUUCUUCAGAGGCAUUCCUGCUGAAUAAACUGUGGAAGAAGUGUAAUGUGCAGGUUGAAUAAUUGAUUUUCCGUAUGUGUUAUAUGUAUAAUUACACAAUCAUAGUCGUCCUCUUAUUGAAAAUGGAUUUUAAAUAUGCAAUUUCUGUGAUUAGAGCAUUAACCUUUGACAGUGUAAUAACAAUUAAGAAUAAAUUAAUUCGUAAAUGUAA